Molecule: messenger RNA, 1023 nt
Organism: Zymoseptoria tritici IPO323
Lineage: Eukaryota; Fungi; Ascomycota; Dothideomycetes; Mycosphaerellales; Mycosphaerellaceae
Exons: 1
Molecular function (GO): acetylglucosaminyltransferase activity
Source: RefSeq, a predicted model, not a curated record
AACACCAGCGCGCUCAUGCUCGGUGUAGCAACCACACUCAAACGCAUCGAAGCCAGCAUCCCCGCCUUUUCUCGCUGGCUCUCCAACACCUCCUCCCCACUCAUCUGCCUGGUCGUUGAUCAGACCAACCUGACCGACAAAGCCAAUGAAACAGCUCGCAUCCUCUCCCUCGCCGCGGACCUCAACAUCGACCUCGUUCUCGAGCCUUACCACCCGACCUUUGAAUUCGACUCCGAAGGUCUGAAGAACUUUGGCCUCGCUCCCGUUCUCGACAAGCACCGCCGACCCAACACAAAAUGGUACGGCCUCAUCGACGAUGACACUUUCUUUGUCUCUCUCCCACGCAUGCUCGAAGCUCUGGAGCCCUACGAUCCCACCAAACAACACUACAUCGGCGCACUGACCGAAGGCCACUUCCGCGUUGCCAAAGAAGGUUUCAAAGCCUGGGGCGGCGCAGGCUUCUUCAUCUCUCCUCCUUUGAUGAAACUCCUCGCCGAACGAACCACCGAGUGUACGCAUCUGGAUAAAUUCUUUGGCGAUAUUCUCUGGCGCGAUUGUAUCCUGCACGUCACUUCGCCGACCGUGCAUCUUACGGAACUCCGCGGUCUGAACCAGAUGGAUCUGUGGAUGGACAUGUCGGGGUGGUACGAAGCGGGUUUCACUCCAAUCCUCACAGUCCACCAUUGGAAGUCAUGGCACCAGUACCCCAUCGUGCGAGGACAUACUGUUGCGGAUGUAGCGGGCCCAGACUCCUUCCUACAAAGGUACCUCUUCACGAACAAUACAGUCUUCACAAAUGCCUACAGCAUUGUAAAGUAUCCCAAGGGUCUGCCGGAUCUAAAUCUCGUGGAAGCCACCAUGACGGAGGAGGUAAACCAUAAGGAUCCGCCGGAUGUUCUGGAAUUUCACCACAGUUUUGGCAGAACAAGACCGAAAUUGAAGAAAGGCAAGGAGAAGAUCUCUUGGACGUUUCAGUAUGCCGUGAUGGACGACGGCAGGGUACGGCAGUUUUAUGUGAACAAG